UGCGACGGUGCCGGGGGGGACGUGGGCACCCGCUGCUUCCUCCUGCUCGUCGGCAUCGGCUUUUUUGUGGCUCAGACUUUCCGCAAUAUCAUGCACAACCGGCUGAAGAAGGAGAUCGUUCUUGUCGAGGGCAGCCGUGUGUUUGAGUCCUGGAAGAACCCUCCCCCGCCUGUGUACAUGGAAUACUUCUUCUUCAAUAUCACCAACGUGGAUGAGGUCCUUCUUGGAGCCAAGCCAAAGGUCCAGCAGGUCGGACCUUACACGUACAGGGAGUACAGGUACAAGGACAAUGUGAGCAUGGUGGAAAAUGGCACAAUGGUGUCUGCGUACAACACAAAAAGCUUUGUGUUCUUGAGAGAGAAGUCGGUGGGAGAUCCAGCUGUGGAUAUCAUCACCACAGUCAACAUCCCUGGAUGGGCUGUCAUGAACAAGGUGAAAGGCAAUUUCUUCAAAUCGCUUAUGGUGAACGCUAUGGGGGUUGAGGUCUUCACCAACCGCACUGUACAGGGGCUGCUCUGGGGGUAUGAAGAUGCCUUGUUGACCAAGGUUUCUGCCAGUCAGCCUGAUGUGGAGACAACAUUUGGCCUCAUGUACAAGAAAAACGGAAGCAACGAUGGAGAGUUUGUCUACCACACCGGGGUGAACGACUACAUGGAUUAUGGCCGGGUCGAAACUUGGAAAGGCGAAAGCCAGCUGACCUUCUGGAAAUCUGACCACAGCAACAGCAUCAAUGGAUCAGAUGGAAGUGCUUUCCAUCCCCUGCUGGACAAGAAGGAACGCAUUUACAUCUUCACUCCAGAUCUGUGCAGGACGAUAUACAUGGACUUUGAGAAGGAUGUGAAAGUGAAAGGAAUCCCAGCGUACCGCUUCACGCCACCCCGCUCCGUUCUGGCCAGUAAAGUGGAGAACCCAGACAAUGCGGGCUUCUGCGUUACCCCCCAAGAGUGCCUGGGAACCGGUCUUCUGAAAGUCAGCCCCUGUCGGAAAGGUGCUCCCGUCGUGGCCUCCUUCCCUCAUUUCUAUCUGGGUGAGGACAAAUUUGCGGAAGCCAUUGAUGGAAUGUCUCCACAAAGAGAGCACCACCAAACCUUCCUGGACCUGAACCCAACGACCGGUAUAAUUGUUCGUGCCAACAAGAGAGCACAGAUUAACAUCCUACUCCAAAGGAUUACCGGAUUCCCGAAGACGAAAAACCUGAAGGAGACAAUCUUUCCUGUUAUGUUCCUGAACGAGAGUGUUGAGAUUGACGACAACUCUGCAGCGAGAGUGCAGAAGUUGCUGCUCAUCAGCAAUUUGGUUUCCAACUUCCCGCUCUUUAUCGUGGGUCUGGGCGUCAUCAUGCUGUUGAUCCUGAUCGUCCUCCUGGUGAAGGCUCGCAGACAGAAGAAUGAAGUUAAGACCAAGCCUCGAACCGCUCAGACGUCUGCUGAAGAUGACACCUCUUACUCUCCGGUCAGCAACAAGGACAAGGACGAUCCUCAGAAUGGUGCUUAUAUCGGUUUGACGUCCAAAUCUGAGCAGCAAGCUUGAGACGGAGUGCUUGAACCUCCAACCUCCAGAGUUACCACUGAGGCUUAUUAGGAUUUUUAAUCCACCAACAAAACAAUGUGUGAUUGACAAACCGUCUCUGAUUUGAGUGAGAUUGUGCGUUAAGAGGAGUGAAGAGAACAGUACUAUGUUCCAAAUAAACAUUUCUGUGUAAGAGUUACUCAUGGUAAGCUACCUGAAGUCCAGUCUGGGGUGAAGUAUUCCCAGAUCAGGGUGUGUGAAGGGUUACUAUUUGCUGUUUGUUUCCCGGGUUUUUUUUUAUUAUUAUUAUUUUACUUUCUGUCCCUGAAAAUGGCACCGAUGUGUCAUUGAUGUGGUUUUAACAAACAGAACAAACUCUUGACCUGGGUUGGACCAUUGAUCGUACAUAUGAGCUGGACAGAAGUGAUGAAGAUGUUAUUUAAUUAAAGUUAAUUCUCCCAGUUAGUUUCAGGUCUUCCUCUGUAAAGUACAGAGACCAUAAGAGUGUAAAUUAUCAUCACGUGACUAAAACAACCUACCGUAAAUACAAACUACAUCACUUCAAAAACCAGCGGUGCAUUUCCACUGCAACAACAACACAACCUGUCGCUAAGAGAACUCUGUCCUGGUUCUAUGUACGAUCCAUGUCUGUGAUUUAAAUUCAGUAUUACUUUGUUGCAUUUGCCUUUUAUCUUUCAUAUGUCGGAACAUUUUUAUUUACGUACCCACGUACGUAUUUACGUUUUUGGUUUUGUUUUUUGAUCACGUAACAACCAUAGUUUUUUGUAUGUAUAUACAGUGAGAUAUUUUCUCACUGUGGUGGACGACUGCAAACUUGAGAGAUUUGAAAAAAUUGAAAGAUUUUAAACACAGGUGUGGGGUUUUUUUUUCAAGAUUUUAUUCCUGUAAAUUUUAGUGUUACUGUCGGACAAAAUAUCUCAUAAAACAAUACUUUACAGCCAUAUAAAUCCCUGAAUGUGACAGGGUCUGUGGUAAAUAACAAACAGUAAUCGACUGUUAUAGUACCAUACUCAAACAAAAACCAAUAUAUAUGUAAUGGAGUUUUUUUUAAUCAUGUCACAAUGUGCUUUGAUGAUGCUGUUGUAAAAUGUUUUGUCUUCAGUUGGUGUCUAGUGCCGAAACACGACUUUGUUGUGUCAGUGUUAAAGUUGUUAAAGGGGUGAAGUAGCAUAGAAAAUGCUGUAGCUGUGCCUUUAAAACAAUCACUGUUACUGUCUUCUUCCUCGUUGCUUUUCCUGAAGAAGGCUGUUUAAGCACCAGCAGAUUCACUGCCAAGUGAAUAUCGCUUUCUUUUAACUUUACUCAGCUUUCUGUCCUAAAGCUGUGAAAUACAAGAUUUCAGGUGCCGUUUGAGGCAAAAAAAAAAAAAAAAGCUGCAUACUCAACACUCAGUUCAUACUGUGACCACGCCGGGUUUUAUUUAAUAAUUUUUAUGAAGGAGUUACUUCGGCUGCAAACAAUAGUGGAGAAGCUGUAACAUGUAUCACUUUAGAGAAUUGGACUUCAUUUUGUGAUUUUGCUUUUGUAUUUGAUGUAUUCUUUAACUCGGUCGAUAACAUUAACAAUAAUAGAGAGGAAUCGGAAUAGAAAAUAUUUUUGUGCAUAGAUUAGUGUCAUAAAUUCUUGCGAAGGUUGUAAGAAUCGGUCCAUUUUUUUAUCUAACAUUACUAAACACAGCAAUAUUACAAUGUUGUAAACACUGAUAAUUUUAUCACACAGAAAUAAACCAAAAACACAAAAAAAAAUGUGAAAUAUGCA
Molecule: messenger RNA, 3288 nt
Organism: Cynoglossus semilaevis (tongue sole)
Lineage: Eukaryota; Metazoa; Chordata; Actinopteri; Pleuronectiformes; Cynoglossidae
Product: lysosome membrane protein 2-like
Exons: 13
Biological process (GO): protein targeting to lysosome; receptor-mediated endocytosis
Cellular component (GO): membrane; cytoplasm; lysosome
Molecular function (GO): scavenger receptor activity
Source: RefSeq, a predicted model, not a curated record